Messenger RNA from Vicia villosa (hairy vetch), 942 nucleotides. RefSeq lists its product as uncharacterized. Bases 1 to 942 code for a protein of 313 amino acids. The record is from RefSeq and is a predicted model, not a curated record. NCBI's taxonomy places the organism in Eukaryota, Viridiplantae, Streptophyta, Magnoliopsida, Fabales, Fabaceae. The transcript has a single exon.
AUGCCGAGAAAUCUAUCUCAAACACCCCCAUUUAAUGGUUAUGUGACAAUGGAGAAUGCAAAUUUUCCAAGUGGUGGUGUACCUGAAUUUCCCGAAUUUUCAACACAACUAACUAUUGGUGGCAUGAUAGUUUCUAAUGAAGUCGCUCCAAAUUCACUGGAUUCAACUCCUAAGAGCAGGAAAACUCAGCAACCAGCAUGGAACACUGAACAAAAUUUGGUGCUAAUUAGUGGGUGGAUUAAAUUUGGAACAAGCAGUGUUGUCGGGAGAAACCAGAAAGGUGAAACAUAUUGGGGUAAAAUUGAUGAGUAUUGUAAUGAGCAUUGCUCAUUCGAUCCUCCGCGUGAUGGACCUGCAUGCCGAAACCGUUUUAAUUAUAUGAACAAAAUGUUGGGUAAAUGGAUUGGCGCUUAUGAUGGCGCUAAGCGUAUGCAAGGAAGUGGUUGGUCGGAGAAUGAUGUUUUGGCAAAAGCGCAGGAAUUAUAUGCAUGUGGGAAGAAUGUUAGAUUCACUUUAAUGGAAGAAUGGCACGCUCUCCGUGAUCAACCACGUUAUGGUAGUCAAGUAGGAGGAAAUAUUGGCUCAGGAAGUAGUGGAUCUAAGAGAUCUCGCGAGAGUGAUGCAUGUGGCUCAAACACUGUAGAAUCCAGUGCUUAUCCUAUAGGAAGGGAGGCAGCUAAAAAAAAGGGUAAAAAGAAAAGCAAGAAAUAUGCCUCGGAGGUGGUGGACAAAGAAUGGGCUGAAUACAAAGAAUUCAAGACGAAAGAGCUUGAACGAUUGGACAACAUAGCCUUGAUGCAACAACAGGCUAACAAUAUAGCCUUGGAAAAGACUAAAACUAAGAAAAUGAAGAUGUAUCUAAAGCUAACUUCCGAAGAGCAUCUAGAUGACCGGAAGAAACAGCUGUUGAAAAAGUUGGAGGCAGAACUGUUUGAUAAUUAA